AUGGCUUCUCGAGAUACAGCUUUACAGAGCUCGAUUGCCUUUCUUCAAAUUCAGAAAAAUGCGAAUUUAAAGAGAUCUACCUCGAUGAGUGAAGAUGUGUUCCGAAUUUUUCGUCAGACAGGGCGACGAAUUUCUUUGAUUCAGCAACAGGUGGAGAGGGAGCGAUGUUCUUACUUAAAGGAGUCCUACACGGAAAAAAACCAGCUUUAUAAAGAACUCGCGCAUAUUUUCCAUUCCAAGAGAGCAAUCAGGGCUCAACAAGGGACAGAUGUUCUGUCCUCGACAUCCGCUCCUCAAAAGAAACAUUCACAAGCUAGUUUUGGGGAGAAAUCAAAAGAGGCAGAUCUUGGCAAUGGUCACAAAUGCAAGUCCGUGAAGGAACUUCGUUCGAUUAAUGUUAACGUAUUAAAAAGAUGCGAGUGUUGUCGCCGUAAGGCUUUUCGAACCAUUGAGGAAAAUGAUGACGACGAAGAUAUUUUUGAUGAAGAAGCUUUCCAAUACGAGAGUCAGUUGCAAACGCUCGAUGACAAGUCAAGCGACAAGGCGAAAACUAAAGCAGGCAGAAAGAUAAGCCAGAGUUCUAGGUCUUCAAACGAAAAGAAUGAACGUAAAUUGGGUAAAAAGAAGACUGCACUGGUGCAGUUUAGUAGGUAUGACGAUAUUCGAAUGCCAGCUGCCACUCAGAGAGUUAAGGCAGGAAUAUGGGCUUUGAAAAAGCAGAAUGUUGGGCCUGAUGAUCAGAAAAAACAAAGUAAGGCCGUGCGUUUUGGAGGAAAUGAUUCGACGGUGGAAAGUCCUUCAGUUCAAAGAAAGACCUCGUCUGAUACUCCUGCUUCGACUGCGAGACCAACACUUAAAUCCCGAGCGAGUAUAAAAUUGGAAAGUCAGAACAACAAAGGUGACAAGCUACACCUUGAUGGUAACGCAUGGUCCACUCAUGUACAAGACAUUCAUGAGAAAAAGAACAACAAUAACAAUGCAAUUAGCGGCUUGUCGAAGGCGUAUUGCGCGUUUAAAAAGCUCCUUAACAAGAUGGAGGAUGAAUAUCAGGCAAAGCAAGUGAAAGAGGACGAAAUGAGGCCUGAAAGUCGAAUUGAACUACCAGGUAGUCGACCAGUUUCGAACAUAUCAGGGAGCGAUUCAAGAUGGGCCCCUUUGCGUCGAAGUUCAGACUCGCUUUCUGUUCGUUUGAACACAUGGACAACGGGAAGCCUCGAGCCCACCUCCAUGAACAGCUUCGAGGAAAAUUGCGAGGAAGAAGUCCGGGAAGGGAAAGGCGAGAGUGUGAACAUUGGGGAGGAUGAGAAAGAUGAUGGUUCCUUACAUGAAGUGUACAUUAUGCAACACCGUUAG
Messenger RNA from Pocillopora verrucosa, 1353 nucleotides. RefSeq lists its product as uncharacterized. Lineage: Eukaryota; Metazoa; Cnidaria; Anthozoa; Scleractinia; Pocilloporidae. The record is from RefSeq and is a predicted model, not a curated record.